UUCACGCCAAGUGGACGUCCUAGACACCGACACCUCGAGACUAUCCGAGUAAGCAUCUACAGACUUUGCCGGCAGCGAUACGAUCGUAAGGUCAGACGGAAAUUUCUAGAGGGUAGGUGAAUGCGGCGCGCAUUGUCACAUGCAAGUUCCGACUUUGUCGGCUUCGCCGCCCUCUCUGGCCUUAUGCCAGGCAUUCACCACUGGAGGACGAGCUACAGGUCAACUGGCGUAAGAAUGGAGAACGUCAAUGGCAAGCACGAGAUCUCGCAGCUUCAAGCGCAGCAAUACAUCUUCCUGGAAACCACCUCGAGAUCUGCGCCGCGUACUGUCCGAGCAAAAAUCGAGGCAGCAGGCUGCGUCAAAUGCUGGGACAUUAGAGACGACAGCCUCUUGCACCUGUUCUAGCAACCAGCUUCGGUGCUUCGACCAGCUCCUGAGCCUAUACCCAAGACAACGAGUCGUUUCUCGCGAGAAGCCGGGCGGCAAUCGAUAUGCGGUGUGGGAG
Zymoseptoria tritici IPO323 is the source of this 505-nucleotide messenger RNA. RefSeq lists its product as uncharacterized. NCBI's taxonomy places the organism in Eukaryota, Fungi, Ascomycota, Dothideomycetes, Mycosphaerellales, Mycosphaerellaceae. The transcript has a single exon. The record is from RefSeq and is a predicted model, not a curated record. The coding region runs from base 121 to 405 and encodes 94 amino acids.